Molecule: messenger RNA, 7334 nt
Organism: Lepus europaeus (European hare)
Lineage: Eukaryota; Metazoa; Chordata; Mammalia; Lagomorpha; Leporidae
Gene: OXNAD1
Product: oxidoreductase NAD binding domain containing 1
Exons: 9
Coding region: 362-1300 (312 amino acids)
Cellular component (GO): mitochondrion
Molecular function (GO): oxidoreductase activity
Source: RefSeq, a predicted model, not a curated record
GCUUCCCAGGGCACCGCGCGGCUGUUGGCUGGGACUGCGGGUCUGGUGCUCACUGCGGCUGGUCUUUGCUCCUCGUGGCUGACUCGAGCCUUAAACAGCCCGCAGACGGGGCAGCAGGAGCGGGUGGUACCCACCUGCCCCUCGGAGAAGGGCAUGAGAGCGCGCAGAUUUGAUGGGUCUCUGGCCACGGCGGGAGCUCCCAGGAUCUGAACUCAGAAUCUGACCUGAGCCGCCACGAAGUCGCUGCCCAGUGACGGACAGUUUCCGUGGAGUUUCUGUUCACCAGGUGACCUUGAGCGCGGGGCGACGCCCAGCUUGGUUACAGCUCCUGCUGCAGAUUUAUGUUUGCCGAGGAAGCACCAUGGUGUGUGCUGCCGUGCUGAUGCCUGGACGGUGGCGAGGCUGUGUCGGCGCCAUCAGCACUCUGGCUGCACCGUUGCGACUGCCAGCCAGCGCCUCGCGCCACCUCACUCUGACCAGCUUAAUGAAAUCUAAAAGGAAAAUGGAUCACUUGGAGAGAACUGCAAGUGUCGUGCGCCGGGAGGUGGUGUCGCCGGCGAGGGUGUGUGGAGCCGCCGCGGCGUCGCCCUCGGUGAGGAGCCUCCGCCUGCUCGUUGCCGAUCAAGAGUUCUCCUUUAAAGCCGGCCAGUGGGUUGAUUUCUUUAUCCCGGGUGUCCCUGUGGUUGGUGGGUUUUCAGUAUGCUCCAGUCCCAGACUGCUUGAACAAGAGAGGGUGAUAGAGCUGGCAGUGAAAUACGCAAACCACGCCCCUGCGCUCUGGGUUCACAAUCAGUGUGCACUUGAUUCUGAAGUGGCGGUGAGAGUGGGUGGAGAGUUCUUCUUUGACCCUCAGCCCACAGAUGCCUCCAGGAACCUCGUGUUGAUUGCAGGAGGGGUUGGAAUUAACCCCCUGCUUUCCAUCCUGCGGCAUGCAGCAGAUCUCCACCGAGAGUGUGCAGACAAAGGAACUGGGUAUGAGAUAGGAACAGUGAAACUAUUCUACAGUGCAAAAAACACCAGUGAACUCCUGUUCAAGAAAAAUAUCCUCAAUUUGGUAAAUGAAUUUCCUGGGAAGAUUGCAUGCAGUUUGCAUGUUACAAAACAGACUACGCAAAUCAGUGCAGAACUCAAGCCCUACAUCACGGAAGGAAGAAUAACGGAGGAGGAGCUAAGAGACCAUAUUUCCAGAGAGACUUUGUUCUACAUUUGCGGCCCACCUCCGAUGACGGACUUUUUCUCCAGGCACCUGGAAGAUAGCCACGUUCCCAGAGAACACAUUCGCUUUGAGAAGUGGUGGUAGGGCGCGUCCAGGCCUGCACGACAAGGAGUGACUGCUCUUUGCAAUUUCCAGUGUGGACAGAAGAAGAAAUUGGCACGGAAUGAAGCAAGGGAGAAGUUUGGUUUGAUGUAGGCAACUUGUGGACUGUAGUGCCGACUGAAUCCUGGAGUCAGGGCCCAAGAGAAGUGGUGGAACCAGUGCACACAGUAAACACACGGAGAGCACUUCCCUGCUGGGAUGUAGGGCGGACUUGACCGAGACAGGGGCCGGACCGAUUGUGCUCCUGCUUCAUAAAAAGGAAGCGCUUUGGACAGGCACAGCCUCAGGCUUCUGUGGACCAGACACUGGCGAGUUUGCUGACGGUUCUCUGACGAGGCUUUUGUUCUCUUCAUUGAAGAAUCAGCAGCGGAGGAGCCGCUCAGGAUCGAAAGUUCACAGGGUUCCGUCCCGGGAAGCAUUGCCGUGCUCACCCUGAGUGGUGAGAUCUGUUUCCUGCCAUCAUGAAGCCUUGUUUAGAGGUGGGAGAAAAAUCCAGAUCCAUGCUUGAUGUAAUGGAUGGCGACUAACAGUACCUUUAAAUAACAAGUUUGUUGUACUGCACAGUUAUAGCGUGAAAACCUCCAUUCACCAGUCAACUCUCAAGGGACCUUUUUAUUUUCAAAGACUUAUUUAUUUGAAAGUCAGAGAGAUCUUCCAUCUGCUGGUUCACUCUCCAGAUGGCUGCACUGGCCAGGGCUUGGCCAGGCUGAAGCCAGGAGUCAGUUUCUUCCAGGUGCAGGGGCUCAGACACUUGGGCCAUCUUCCACUGCUUUUCCCAGGCCAUCAGCAGGGAGCUGGAUUGGAAAUGGAGCAGCCGAGACACAAACUGACACCCAUGUGGGAUGCUGACGUCGCAGGCUGCGGCUUUGCCCACUACUCCACAACCAGCCCCUGACUCAUGUUUUAAACCAUCUCUGGAUGAAUGAAUCCCUUCAUCUCAUUUGCAAGAUGGCAGUCCCCGCAGCUGGCAGCCAGAGUGGUUCACUAGUGGCUCCUGGCUAAGGGCGUGGCUGUAACUGAGUCACCAUUAAAAGUCAUUUGGGGGCCAAACUCAGGCUCUGCCCCUCACGCCCAAGACAGUCCUCAUACCCCAUGCUUACCGAGGCGCCUCCCCACCACCUGCUGUUUCCCAGACUCCCCUCCUUCCAAGGAUUACAGACGGUUCACCAGGUCACGAGGAAGGUACUGAAGCUUCCACUUCAGCGACUGCUGGUGGGUGUUGAACCGGCCACUGUAGCCUUGAAGACGAGCGCGUGGUAGGUUCCAGAAAAGCUCUGAGCAGCAGCAGCGUCACUGGCAUGCUUGUUACACCGAGGAAUGCCUCCGCUCAGGACGGUGCUCAUCUGAUCCUGGAAGGCGGGGCGUGUCAGUACCUCCCUUACUCCCCAGGGUCCACGUGGAGCUGCGCCCAUGCCACUCUCAGGAUGUCUGUGCCCUAGUCUAAGGUGCAGGCCACCAGCACCCCCCACCUGCACUACAGCAUGGGCUGCUCGGUCCGUCUGUGCUCUCCCUGGGCCUGCGCACACCAUUCUCACUCAGCAAAGAGACAGCCUUCUGAAAUGCAAAUCCGAUGUUGUUUCCCCGCUUGAAACUGACCAGUGGUCACCCGUCCUCCUACACAAACACCAGAAUACCCGCCAGGGCUCCCAGGCCCCUACACGGUGCGGUCUUCAGCUCCCAGCACAGUGGUAAUGUCUGUGUAGUAAACGCUCCAUCCUUGGUGCCCGCGUAAACAGCAGCCGGCUGCCUCGGCCAGAGGGCGGGGCUGGGGAAGCAAGGGCAGGGUCCAGAGGGCUGGCAGUCUGCAGCCCCGGGGUUCGCGCUCACUGUGGUCACAGAAGCAGGCGACAGCCAACUCAGAAUCCCAGCGAGGCUUGUUGGGUCUUGUCCUCGUAGCUCAGGGCUCCAGUCUUCCCUGUUCCAAACUCUGGGAGCCAGGUACAGGCUACACAGGCGAUCCUGAAGCUGCAUCCAUCCUUGUGUCGGGUUCGUGCGAGGGGCCGGAGCCAUGCACUGGAGGCCUGCCGUGCCCUGCGUGCACAGGGCCUCCCAGCACUGCCUUCAGGGGCCCCAGCGGCAACCAGGAGUCGGUGCUGAACUUCCGCUGCACCUGUACGCCCACCCUCCUCAUCCUUUCCCCUUGCCAACCCUUUCACAGCCUCCUCGAGAGCCCCAGCAGAGCAGCACGGUGCCCCCGCACUGGGUGUGGCUCAGAUCGGCCGGGCUGCUGGAGUGGCGAGAUUCCCUCCCGACAGGCACCGCCACAGCCAGAGCUGUGCUCCCCAGACGGUCUCUGGUUUAGAUCAGGCCACGAGUAAAGAUGCCGAGAGACUGACAAAGUGCAUUUUGUAAGAAAUAAGUCAGAACAAGCUGGGGCUUUGUUCAGUUUCGUUUUUCCUUGAAGCUGCUCCCAUCAAGCGUCGUCAACCCAGGUGAAGUCUGAUCAGUUUGGAGACUGGAAAAAACAGGCGAGGAUUCACCUCAACUCUGCCUUGUGUUCCACAGAGACCUGUACUCAGGAAAGGAAGACCCCCUAAGUGUCACUGUAGUGUGUAGUUAAGAUGGGCUGUUCUGUGCCCCAUGAACAGAUACACCUGCGCGCCUCUGGCACGGCACAGCAAAGGCUUAACACCCACGUCGCGCUCCAUCUUCCCCACCCCGAGGCUGCUGGAGGCACAGGUCAGGUCCAGAGGUGGCUUCCAGCACAUCUGCGCGGGCCCCUUGGCCUCAAGCCGCAGGUGGGCAGGCACUGCAGAAGCCCUGGUGUUGGUGAGCACCGCCAGGCAUCCACUCGUGACUCACUGCUACCCCUAGUGCUGGCCGCGGGCCAGGCACUCUACCCCUGUCUUCUCACUGCCCACAGAAAUGUUUCUGCUAGUUCAUGCCCCAAAUGUCCACAGUAGGCUGAAGCCAGGAGCUCCAUCCUGGUUUUCCACGUGGGUGGCAGGAACCAAAGCACUUGGGCCAUUAUCUGCUGCUUCCCAGGGUGUACAUUAGCAGGAGCCUGGACUCCAUCCCCAGGCCCUCCGCUAUGGGAGCCAGGCGUCCCAAGCGGUGGCUUAACCUGCUGAUCACCCCAUCACACACCCAUCCACAAUAACCUGAUGAGGCGCCUGCCGUUAACUCCAGUCCACACCUGAGCCUGGUGUCAGGAGACGCGGAGAGAUGAAUCUGAAGCCGUAUGAGUAGACUGUGUACAGUUCGUGUCCUAACCGGCUCCGUCCAAUUCCAAAGACCCACCAGGCUUUUCCACUGCACCGAGCCCGGCGUCAGUCAGCAAUACUGCUUCAUUUACAUAGGCCUCCGCAGGCUCUCCGUAUGUCAGUUCUGUGACCUUGUGGCAUGGCUGUGUGCCCUCGGAAGCAUCACCUGCCUUUGCAUUUGAUGAGGCCUCCUCCUCCCCUUACUGCUCAGUGAGCGAUGCUAAGCCCCGCCCACUGUUCUCUCCAGCCUUGGAGGUGAAGAUGCUCUCCUAGGGGGAACGGGAACUCAGCCACAGCUUCCCAGGCGUCGUCAGCCCCAGCAUUCCUCGCUCCUGGCACCGCCACUCUGUGACAGCUGCAGCCCCAAAGAUUGUCUCCCACGCACACAAGUUGCCUCCUGCCAAACACUGCAAGUCUUUGCAGGUUUUACUGCUUAUUGGGGCCUCGUCAUUGCAAACAAAGGCUUUUUCCACUAUGGGCAAAUCACAGUAGUGCACACUAGAAAUGCACACUCAAGGGGUAGGUGUUGUCGUGCAGCGGGUCAAGCCACGGCUUGGGACACCCACACCCCAUAUCCAAGCCCCUGGGAUCAAGUCCCGCUGCCACCUCUGCCCUCAGCCAGCUUCCUGCUAAGACAUCUGGGAGUCCGCAGGCGAUGGCUCCCACGCGGAGUCCCUGCCACCCAGCUGAGUCCUGGCUCUGGCCCGGCCCAGCUGCAGAGAUCUGGAGAGUGAACCAGAGGAUGGGAGACCUGUCUCCGCCUGUCAUUCUGCUUUCAAAUAAAUAAAAGUAAACACCCCCCCCCCCUUUUUUUUAAAUGCACAUGCAAGAUGUUGGGAUUGGGUUUUAGGUCCUUGGUUAUCUGCUACUUGUAAACGGUAGCUCUUUUCACAGGGAACAAGCUGUGAUUCCACUCCUAAAGGAGAGUCCGAUGGCUAGUGGUUCUCCAGACUGGCCGUCCCCUGGAAUGUCCCUGGAGCUUUGAGACCCCGGCGCUUACGUACGUAGCGGAGUCGGACCUAGCAACUAAGGCUCCAGCUAAGAUGCCCGCAGCCCACAUUGAAGAGCCUGGGCUCUGGCGCCCGACUCCAGCUUCCUGCUAACGCACACCCUGGGAGGCAGCAGAUGAUGGCUCGAAUAACUUGGUUCCUGCUGUCUACAUGGCAAGACCUGGGCUGAAUUCCUGGCUCCUGGCCACCACAGGCAUCAGGGAGUGAGCCGGCCAAUGGGCGCUCUGCCCUCCCUUCCCUACCCCCAUACCUCUCAAAAGAAACAAGUCCUGAUGCCUGGUCACUCCUCAUUCCUUCACAGGCUCUGGGGGUAGGACCUUGGGCAUUAGAAUUUUUUUGAAGUUUCCCUCAGUGACUCCAGGGGGCAGCUAAUUUGAGAACCUCCACCAUGGCCUGAUAUUUUGCUAGAAUCUCCAGGGGUGCAGAGAAGCAAGGGAGAAAAAAAAACAAGACCUUCAGGAAUGUUAGACUGAGACUAUGACCAGAUUCCCUGAGGGAUGCGAAUCAGCUACAGUCACCUGUAAGCUUUUUUCCCUACAGCAAAUAAAACCAGUGUAAAUGUCACUUAAUUAUUGAAAACUGUGCCCCAAGCGGAGGGGUGUAAGCUCCUCCAGCUGGGGUUGUAUACAGUACUUUUCCAGCUAUUGCUAACAAAAUUUUUUUUAAAGUUUUGUGGGUUGUUUUUGUUUGUUUAAAAAGGGUGAUGGGGGCUGGCGCUGUGGCAUAGGAGGCUGAGCCUCCACCUGCAGCACUGGCAUCCCAUAUGGGUACCGGUUCAUGUCCUGGCUGCCCCUCUUCUGAUCCAGCUCUCUGCUAUGGCCUGGGAAAGCAGUGGAAGAUGGCCCAAGUCCUUGGGCCCCUGCACCUACGUGGGAGACCCAGAAGAAGCUCUUGCCUUCGGACUGGCCCAGCUCUAGCCAUUGUGGCCACUUGAGGAAUGAGCCAGUGGAUGGAAGACCUUUCUGUCUCUCCCUCUCAAAUAAAUAAAUAAAUAAAAUCUUUAAAAAAAAAAAAAAAAAGGUGGUAAAUCUUUCAUCCAGUGAUUAUCUCCCUGAAUGCCAGCCAGAGUCCGGGCUGGGCCAGAACCCCAUCCUGGUCUCCCACCUGGGAGGCAGGGACCCAAUUACUUGAGCUGCCUCCAGGGUGCGUGUUAGGAAACUGGAUGAGAAGCAAGGCAGGACUGGAGUUAAGGCGCUGUAAGGGGUGUGGGCAUCCAAGUGCCCCCAACACCCACCCCUGGCGUAUUUUUUAAAGGCAUAUGUGCCAAGAGAGUUCUUCCUAAAUAAAAAUGCAGUCUGGAUAUUAAGCCCAGCGUACAGUUGUGGAAGAUGGCCCUUCACAAUAGUUUCUUUUCUUUGAACCUGGGGCCUUCUAACCUUGUAAGCUCUGAGGGUUGGAAGGCCGAGUUCAUCAAGAGGUAAGGACCGUGUAAUGUGGCUGUACAGGGUCUUCAAGUUCUCUUGAAUGUGUCACGAACAUGCCUUUAAUAAAGUUGCCAACAAACAGACCUGCCUCCUUGAGGAGUUCACUUGGAAGCUUGGAAACAGGCUCAGAAACGGACGCUGGGGUUUUGCCUGUCUGCCUCCUGGGGCCUGGGAGGUGCCGGUCGGGGCCCCUUCCCUUCCCGGUGGCAUCCGAAUUCUCUGCACAGCUCACAGAGUCCCGCGCUGCCAGGACUCAGAAGCUCACCAACAGCGCCCACGGAUCGGGGGCGGAGUCUGCUCAUCAGGCCAGGCUGUGUGUCGUGGCACAGUAAACACUCAUCACACACGAGGCACUAAACUCACGGAUGAUUUAUUGCUU